CGAGAGCGGCCGCUGAGGAGGAGCCGAGCGGAGCUGAGCGCGGGCGGCCGCGACCAUGGAGUCGGCGGUGGAGGAGCUGAUGCCGCGGCUGCUGCCCGUGGGCGACUGCGACCUGCCCGAGGACUUCGACCCCAGCGUGCCGCCCAGGACCCCGCAGGAGUACCUGCGGCGGGUGCAGAUUGAAGCAGCUCGAUGCCCAGAUGUGGUCGUGGCACAAAUAGACCCCAAAAAAUUGAGAAAGAAGCAGACAGUAAACAUUUCAAUUUCUGGAUGUCAGCCUGCUCCUGAAGGAUACUCUCCAACACUCAAGUGGCAGCAGCAGCAAGUAGCCAAUUUCUCAGCCGUUCGUCAGAGUCUGAACAAGCAUAGAAAUCACUGGCGGUCACAACAUUUGGACAGCAAUGUUAAUAUGCCAAAAUUAGAGGAUGAAGAAGGAUGGAAGAAGUUUUGCCUGGGUGAAAGAGUCUACUCAGAAAUAGAUUCACGAUCUGAUAAUGAAAAUCUAGGAAUUGAUUACAUGAAGGUGGGCUUUCCUCCUUUGCUAAGUAUUGUAAGCAGAAUGAAUCAGGCAACAGUAACCAGUGUCUUAGAAUACCUGAUAAUCUGGUUUGGAGAGAAAAAGUUUACUCCUGAACUGGGUAGGUGGUUUUAUGCAUUGUUGGCAUGCCUUGAAAAGCCUUUGCUACCUGAAGCUCACUCCCUUAUUAGACAGCUGGCAAGACGGUGCUCAGAAGUCAGAGUAUUAGAGGAGAACAAGAAUGAAGAGCAAGUAUCUGCUCUGAACUUGAUAAUCUGCUUAGUUAGCAGGUAUUUUGAUCAACGUGAUUUAGCUGAUGAACCCUCCUAGACUGUUUUUGUGUUGCUGUGGUAUAAAGAGCGUUAUCAGACAUUGCACAGAUCAGACCUGAGGUACAAUACAAACCCUUCAGAACACCCUCAACGUAACAAGACAUUUGGCACAGCUGAGAAUAACUUAAGGUGAUCUUUAGCAUGAGAUGGUUAGCGUCUCCAGUAUCAUCAUCAUAAAAUGGUCAGUGAAGUGUUUGUCGUCGUCUCUCAAGCUACUGUCUCAGCAAACUACAUUCUUCAUUAGAAUUUUCUACCAUCUGAGUGCUCCUGUGGACGCUGCCUUAGAUAAAGACUUCUAAGUUUAAAAAAAAGACAUUACAUUACAGAUGAUUUUUCUUUAUCUAACACACACCCCUCGACGGCUUUUUUAAUAAAACUGAAGCAUAUUUUAAGUGGUCUUAAAUA
Molecule: messenger RNA, 1254 nt
Organism: Cygnus atratus (black swan)
Lineage: Eukaryota; Metazoa; Chordata; Aves; Anseriformes; Anatidae
Gene: GEMIN2
Product: gem nuclear organelle associated protein 2
Exons: 10
Coding region: 56-847 (263 amino acids)
Biological process (GO): spliceosomal complex assembly; spliceosomal snRNP assembly
Cellular component (GO): SMN complex; spliceosomal complex; nucleus
Source: RefSeq, a predicted model, not a curated record